AUGAACGACACAGUGACCAUCAGAACGAGGAAGUUCAUGACGAACCGCUUGCUGCAGCGAAAGCAGAUGGUGAUUGAUGUUCUCCAUCCCGGAAAAGCCACUGUUCCCAAAACGGAGAUCCGUGAAAAGCUGGCCAAAAUGUACAAGACAACACCAGACGUCAUUUUUGUCUUUGGCUUCAGGACUCACUUUGGUGGUGGGAAAACCACAGGCUUUGGCAUGAUCUAUGAUUCCUUGGACUAUGCAAAGAAAAAUGAGCCCAAGCAUAGGCUGGCCAGGCACGGCUUGUAUGAAAAGAAAAAGACAUCAAGGAAACAGCGCAAAGAGCGUAAGAAUAGAAUGAAGAAGGUCAGAGGAACCGCUAAAGCGAAUGUGGGAGCUGGCAAGAAGUGA
This is a messenger RNA of Ailuropoda melanoleuca (giant panda), 393 nucleotides long. RefSeq names its product 40S ribosomal protein S24-like. Lineage: Eukaryota; Metazoa; Chordata; Mammalia; Carnivora; Ursidae. The transcript has a single exon. Gene Ontology annotation, cellular component: ribosome. Gene Ontology annotation, biological process: translation. Gene Ontology annotation, molecular function: structural constituent of ribosome. The record is from RefSeq and is a predicted model, not a curated record. Bases 1 to 393 code for a protein of 130 amino acids.